CCACAGCUCGCCGCUCCAACCAGAAGCUCCGACGCCGAAUCGCCCGCCCCGAAAAGUUAAGAGUCCUCGCAGCUUUCAAGGCCGGACGUCUGCUCGGCAGCCCUCCUAUCCCGAAACGAUAUGCGCGGGAAUAAUGACGCUCAACGGCUCGGGCGUCGUCUUACACGUAACGUCCCUGGCACGCCUGAUCCAGCUAGUUUGUGUCAAGCCAUAAACAGGGAGAUCAAUAGCUGCUGACAGCCUCGGCCCUUAAAUACGGCAGCUUAUCGCCUGCUGAUGCGCUUGCGCUGUACAAAAUCCAUCCUAUACAUUCUCAAGCUAUCUUGUACGAAUGCCCUCACAACAUGCCUUUCCUUGCGAAGAAGCACUCCCCAAUUCCAUCUCAGGACUUGCUGUCAUGGAUGUUCGAUAGCCCGAAGUAUGAUCUAGACAAGCCUGUCUACAUCGAUCCAUCUAAUCCGUCGCGCUCAAUAUCUGGAAGGGAAGGCCGCUCGUUGAUCCGCAAAGUCGCAGCGGGCCUGCUAACGCAUGGGCUUCAAAAGGGCGACUGCGUCGUCGUGGCCUCCUUCAACGAUAUCUAUUAUCCCGUCAUCGUCCUAGGCAUCAUUGCUGCCGGCGGAAUCUACUCCGGCACUAACCCAAGCUAUACAUCUCACGAGCUCACACACCAUGUGAACACGCUUCAUGCCAAGUUCAUCAUUACUGAGCCCGAAAUUCUGAAGCCUAUGCUUGAGGCGAAGCACGAUGUGCCAAAGGAGAACAUUUUCAUCUUCAAUAGCAUGGGCCAGACCAUUCCCAAUGGAUUCAAAGGAUGGAAGACGUUACUGGAGCAUGGUGAAGUGGAUUGGCCACGCUUCACAGACCCCUCCGCCAGCGCAACCACCAACUGUAUGCUGAUGUUCUCCUCUGGAACCACUGGUCUCCCAAAAGCCGUUCAACUAACCCACCGCAACUUCAUCGCCGAACACACCAUCGUCUUUGAAGACUACCCGCGCCCCUUCCCCUCCACCCGUCUCCUCGCUCUCCCCAUCUUCCACGUCGCCAGCACUCCCUCCACCAUAAUAGGCCCCUUUCGUGACGGUGUCACUACCUACAUCAUGCGCCGCUUCGACCUCGAGCUCUUCCUCAACUACAUCCAAGAGUACCAGGCCACCGAACUGCUUGUGGUCCCACCGAUGGCAAUUGCGAUUAUCAUGAGUCCAGCCAGGAACAAAUAUAAUUUGAAGAGCGUGAAGAGCGCUAUGUGUGGCGCCGCGCCGCUGGAUAAAGGACCGCAGGCGAGACUUAAGGCGCUUCUGGCGGAUGACGCGCCGUUUACCCAGGUUUGGGGGAUGACGGAGACAAGUUGCAUUGCUAGCAUGUUCUCGCCAUCCGAACAUGAUACGACUGGAAGCGUGGGGAGGAUGUUGAACAAUCUGGAUGUUAAGCUCGUUGCUGACGACGGUAUCGAUAUCAGUGCACCAGGCGUGCGCGGGGAGCUGUGUAUCCGUGGCCCGACGGUUACAAGGGGCUAUUUUGAGAAUGAAGAGGCGAACACACGGGACUUUGACAGUGACAGCUUCUUCCACACUGGAGAUAUCGCAUAUAUGGAUGGCGAGACAGAACUAUGGUAUAUCGUGGAUCGCAAGAAGGAGCUCAUCAAAGUCCGCGGCUUCCAAGUCGCGCCCCCCGAGCUUGAAGCCACCCUCCUCUCGCACUCAGACAUCGUCGACGCCGGCGUCAUCGGCAUUCCCGCCACAGCCAUCUCCGCUACCUCGCGCGACGGCGAGCUGCCGCGCGCGUACGUCGUCCUUCGUCCCGGAGCGAAGCUAACCGAGGCAGAGGUGGUGGAGUAUGCGGCAGGAAGGCUGGCCAAGUAUAAGAGACUUGAUGGGGGUGUCAAAUUCGUAGAUGCGAUUCCUAAGACGGCGAGUGGGAAGAUCUUGAAGAGGGUGUUGAGGGAGACGGCAAAGAAGGAGAUGGGAGCGAAGCUGUGAGUGAGCGUGGAUGGUAAGAAUUAGUAACCGUUAUUGUUUCGUAGUGCAUGUUAGAUAUCUUCGCGAGGCCUUCAGUGUCCAGUAAUCUAUCCGUCU
Messenger RNA from Trematosphaeria pertusa, 2072 nucleotides. Its product is annotated as amp dependent CoA ligase. Gene Ontology annotation, molecular function: CoA-ligase activity. The record is from RefSeq and is a predicted model, not a curated record. Bases 345 to 1976 code for a protein of 543 amino acids. The transcript has 5 exons. NCBI's taxonomy places the organism in Eukaryota, Fungi, Ascomycota, Dothideomycetes, Pleosporales, Trematosphaeriaceae. Gene Ontology annotation, biological process: secondary metabolic process.